AUGCUUCGAAUUAAAUCUAGCUUGGAUUCCAUCGACAAUCGACGACAAUUGCACGAGUAUGUACCACUCAAACAAGUGAGUGUCGACGCAACUAUAAAAUCUUUCGCCGCCGAUGUAACUAUUAAACAAGUAUUUCGCAACGAUGAGACAAUACCAAUUGAAACAGUUUACUGUUUUCCAAUUGAAGAACAAGCAGCUGUCUAUGGAUUUGUAGCACACAUCGAUGAUCGAGAAAUUAUUGCACAGUUGAAAGAAAAGACUGAAGCUCAGAAGGAAUACACCGAUGCUCUUCGACAAGGUCAUGGUGCCUAUUUACUCGAACAAGAUGAAAAGUCACAAGACAAUUUUAUCAUUAAUGUGGGUGCUCUUCUACCUGGAAAAGAAUGCUGCAUAACAAUCUCAUAUGUCUCUGAACUGGAUCUGAUUCAAAAUGGUCGAACGAUUCGGUUCGUUGUUCCGACCACUAUUGCUCCACGUUACAAUCCGAAUCAAGGUGAUAUCAGCUCUCCUGCUGGAACCACAUCUAAAUAUGUUCAAUCGAGUCCCUACACCAUCGAAUUUCACUGUCAAGUGGAUAAAAUCGGAGUUUCACGAAUUAGUUCAUCAUCUCAUUCGAUUCAAGUUGAUGUUGGACAACAAAAUGUUUAUGUUAUUGAAUUUGCUCAACAAAAUACUCAUUUAGAUCGAGAUAUUCUUCUAGAUAUUGACUUAUCUGAAAAUCGAUCGAAUACCAUUGUUGCUAUUGAGCCCGGUGCUGUUAUGGCUUCGUUCAUGCCAACUGAUGAGGAUUGUCGACGUGCAAUGAACAAUGCAACAAUAACCAAUGAAUUUAUGUUUAUUAUCGAUUGCAGUGGAUCAAUGAGCAGUGAGAGCAAGAUUGAAUUGGCACAUCAAGCGAUGAUUCUCUUUCUCAAAAGUCUUCCAGUUCAUUGCCAUUUUAACAUUAUUCGAUUUGGAAGUAAUUAUCAAACAUUAUUUAACGAGAUCACGGCUAUGUAUGAUGAAGAAAAUGCUCGAAAAGCCGAACAAUUAAUUAAUACAAUGCGAGCAGAUAUGGGUGGUACUGAGUUGUUGAAACCAUUUGAAUGGUUACAAAAAUAUCCACCAGAACAAAGUCGAGCUCGACAAAUCUUUCUUCUAACUGACGGUGAGAUUUCUAAUGUCAGUGAAGUAUUGGAUCUCUGUCGUUCAAUGUCAACAUUUGCCCGAAUUUUUUCCUUUGGUUUGGGUGAUUCACCAAGUCGUUCACUUGUCAAAGGUCUUGCACGAACAACCAAUGGUCAUUUCGUUUUCAUUCCACCUAAGAGCAGUGUCGAUGUUUAUGUUGGUGAACAAUUACAAAAGGCUCUACAAUCUUGCAUUACUAAUAUUCAAGUUAAAUGA
Rotaria sordida is the source of this 1383-nucleotide messenger RNA. Lineage: Eukaryota; Metazoa; Rotifera; Eurotatoria; Philodinida; Philodinidae. The record is from the annotation of a GenBank genome assembly.